Messenger RNA from Coregonus sp. 'balchen', 2512 nucleotides. The record is from the annotation of a GenBank genome assembly. NCBI's taxonomy places the organism in Eukaryota, Metazoa, Chordata, Actinopteri, Salmoniformes, Salmonidae.
CUGGCAAAUCCAAUGCAUGCAUUUCAUGACUGCAUGUUGUUGUUUCAUCAGACUGCACUGUUGACUACUGGGCUGAGGAUGUGCGGGAGGACUGCAUGCACCCUCGCGGCAGAUGAAGUCAGCCGCGCCUCCCAGUACAGAGACCGAGGAGGGCGGCGUCGACAUCCAAGGUGGAAAGAUGGAAAUUCGGAUAAGUACCGACCUUCCUACAACAAGAGCCCCCAGUCCUUGAGCCCAGUCUUGUUGUCCCAAAGACAUUUUGAUAAGGUAAGUAUAGAUGUGCAACUGAAGCAGAUCAACUGAUCCUGGCCAGGGGGGCUGGAUGUUUAUUUUGGGGUGCGUCAUUUGCGCACUGCCUGGAGGAAAAUAUUUGUGUAUUAACCAGAUGGUUCCCAUCCAACCCUUUUCUCUCAGAAUGCCCCAGUGGAUGAAUGUGUGCUGGCAGUGAUGCGUUGGGGCCUGGUGCCUGCCUGGUUCCGGGAGAAUGACCCAAGCAAGAUGCAGUACAGCACCAACAACUGUCGCAGUGAGAGCCUGCUAGAGAAGAAGUCCUACAAGGUGUGGAGUGAGUUUGAUUCAUCGCCACAUGAAAUGCACAUAACUCAUUAUCAACAGGGACAGCAUGCAUCCUCAAACGGUUUCCCUGUGUAGUAGUGAAUAUUUGUAUACUAUUUCGUUUCAGGAUCCGCUGUUGAAAGGACAGCGCUGUGUCAUCCUGGCUGAUGGCUUUUAUGAAUGGAGGAGGCAGGAGAAAGACAAGCAGCCCUUCUUCAUCUAUUUCCCCCAGACUCAAGGACCCGCUCAUGUGAAAACAGAGGACCAGGAUGAGGGGAUACCCUUUAAGGAGGAUCCACAGACAUGCACUUCUGAGGAAGGCUCUGUAGACCAGAAAGAGGUGAGCUGCUGACACACACUCAUGGACCAUGCAUCACUGAGCAAACACAGAAAACUGACAACAUUCAGAGUAAGAUGCUUGAGUCUGAUGACACUGAUGAUAUCCCCCAUCCUUUUCCCUUUUUUGCCUCAAAAACACCUUAUCACACUUUUUGACUCCAUUCAGACCCAUUUGUAAACUUUCUUUGUUUUUAGACUGCAGUAAUGAAAUAAUGUGAGCAUUGCCUUUUGACCAUAUAUACCUUGCCUAUUUGUGUGUCUGUCUUGUGUAGGAGGACAAAGGAGACUGUGAGUGGAGAGGAUGGCGGUUGCUGACCAUUGCAGGACUGUUUGACUGCUGGACUCCCCCUAGUGGUGGAGAUCCCCUCUACACCUACACUGUGAUCACUGUGGAUGCAUCCCCUAAUCUUCAAGGCAUCCAUGACCGGUAAGGGCCUCAGUCUCAAGCAUUACUCUCUCUUUGUGUAAAUUGAGUAUGUUCUGUGUAUAUGAGCGUUUGUGUAUGAUGUAGAAUUACCAAUGAUUGUGAUUAACAUACAGGAUGCCAGCGGUUCUCGAUGGAGAGGAGGAGGUCAGAAGAUGGCUGGAUUUUGGUGCGGUGAAGUCAUUAGAUGCCCUUAAACUGCUUCAGUCCAAAAAUACACUGACCUUUCACCCUGUCUCCUCAUUUGUCAACAACUCUCGAAACAACUCCCCUGAGUGCCUGCAGCCAGUGGAUCCUCAGGCUAAGAAGGUACAACUGCAUGACAUUUUACAUUUACAUUUUAGUCAUUUAGCAGACGCUCUUAUCCAGAGCGACUUACAGUUAGUGAGUGCCUCAUGACCUCACUACAUACCCAUAUUUGAGAUGUCUGAUGAUGUGUUCCAAUCAUUGAAUAGCUCAUGAUCAUUAGAAAGGUUAUCCCAGACCGAACACUUCACAUAUUUACCCCAAAUCUAGAUUGAAAUCCUUGGAAGAGGAAAAAUUGAUAAUGGGCUCCAUACCAUACUACAUGUUCCUCCCUGCUGCCACUUACCCCUCAUCAUAUGCCCUUCCUUCCCCAGGAGCCCAAGCCCUCAGCCAGCAGUAAGAUGAUGAUGGGCUGGCUGAAGAGCAGCACGCCUCCCAAGAGGAAAGAGCCAGACAUUGGGGAAGUCAAAAAGGAGGGGCACACAGGAGAGACCGGGCCUGAGAAGCAGCUGAAGGCUGCAGGGCCUCUCCAACAGUGGCUGCAGGGAGCCAAUAAGAAACCCAGGACCAACUGAGUGGGACAGAAACAUUGACUGACUGAAAAGAGAAGGGAACAGGUUAAAAAAUGUAGGCUUUGUCUUGAUAUUGCUGUGUGUUGAUAGACAUGUAAGACAGGAAAUGGUUUCUGAUUAUUUUUGUAUCUGUCUGGUAUUGGUUAAAGAUGAUAAAGUUAUUAAACAUUUUACAGAUUUUGAUGGUUCUGGCAAGUGUUCGCCUUCACAAGUGCCCAAUUUUGAUAUUUCUGUACGAGCAGUAGACUGAAGAAUAGAAAUACAGAGUGAGUGCCCCCAUGCAAAACAAAAAAUGUCAAUGUAUACUAUAGAUUAUGUGCUGAACAAAAAUAUAAACCCAACAUGCAACAAUUUAAAAGAUUUUAGAGUUACAGUU